UCUCCGCUAGUCCCGGCUGCUGCCCCCUCCCCGCCCCCCCCCCCCCUCUGUGCACCGCCUCCUUUCCCCGGACUGCCCAACCAGCGUCCCGCACCCGCCUGUGAUUUUAAUGAGGCUGUGUGAUGAAGUGGAAAUAAUUUCUUGCAGCGGCAAAUCCUCUUUCCUUCACUUCCCCCGUGCAGCGCUGCCCGUGUGGGCCUCUUUCUUGUUGCGUGGGCUGGUCUGGGAGGGGGAAGUUGAGUGUCGCUUACCACUACCCUGUAGUAGCGGGCAGGCGGUUUGUUCAGCUGCCCCAUUCACGAGUGAUUUUUAAAACCCCACGCGAUCUCAGCGAACGGACGGAAGUCAAGUCGUUCGGUGAGAAUCUGCAUAGCCGAACCUGCAUUCCUGGAAUUGUCGUACUGCAAGAUUGACGCUUCAGCCUCUGUGGAGGGGAGAAGAGAAAAACUCUGGCACGCCCAGGCAUCGUGAAGUGACGAGGAGAGCAAGCGAGGAGCUUCUGCUGGACGCUGCCAACCCCCUCUCUGAUGUGCUAUAGGGAUGUGGCUGUAUGAAUUUGCAAUUGUGGUAGCAUUUGCUGCUUACCCUGCAGCGGAACAGACAGGGGAAUAUGGCCCACUGUUUUUGGAGGAGCCGGAAGAUGUGACAUAUUUGGUAGAGUCCUCUGAGAAAAAGGUGUCGUUCAGAUGUAGAGCCAGUGGACACCCUCCCCCACUCUACAGGUGGCUGAAGAAUGGGACGGAGGUUCCGAUCACCGGACAUUACAGCCUGGCAGGGGGAAGCCUGAUCGUGAGAAAUCCAUCCGAGGGUCGGGAUGGCGGCGUGUUCCAGUGCCUGGUCACCAACUCCGUCGGAAGCAUCAUUAGUGUGGAAGCCAGACUACAGUUUGCCUACUUGGAAAGUUUCCGGAGCAAGCCCCGGGGCACGGUGGCCGUGAGACAGGGCCAGGGAGUGGUGCUCAUAUGUGCUCCUCCACCCUAUUCUGGCGAGCUGACGUUUGUCUGGCUCUUCAACGAGAUGUACGACUACAUGCGUUCAGACGGGCGGCGCUUCGUGUCGCAAGUGACUGGAAACCUCUACAUCGCCAAGGUGGAGGCGACCGACGUGGGGAGCUACACUUGCAUGGUCCACAAUACGGUGACCAACACUCGCGUGGCCAGCCCUCCUACUCCGCUCCUCAUCAAGUCUGGAAGAAGCAUGGGGGAGUACGAACCGAGAAUCGAAGUGGGCUUUUCACCAAAGACUCACACGCUGCUGGGUCACACGGUCAGGCUGGAAUGUUUUGCUCUUGGAAACCCCGUGCCCGUAAUAUCAUGGAGGAAAAUCGACGGACAACUACCAAGUAAAGCAUAUCUGAUGGAAGCGAAUGCAGUUUUGGAGAUACCCAAUUUCCAGCACGAAGACGGUGGCAAUUAUGAGUGCAAUGCAGAAAACGUGGCCGGAAAGAACUCUGCUCAAGGGAAAAUAACAGUGUACGCUCCCCCCCACUGGAUCCAGCCAAUCAGUAACGUGGAGCAGGGCAUUGGAGACAAGCUGUCCUGGGACUGCAAGGCAGGAGGGAAACCCCCUCCUACUUACCGCUGGCUCAGGAAUGGAGUGCCCCUGCCAUCAGAGAGCAGAUUCAGCGUGAUGGCAAACGGAGAGCUUAUACUGCAAGAGCUUCAGCCGUGGGACAGGGGCAUGUAUCAAUGCCUGGCCGAGAAUAAACACGGCAGGAUUUAUUCUCACGGAGAACUCAGAGUAAAAGCCUCAGCGCCUGAUUUUAGAAGCAAUCCCCUGAAGAGGGUGACUCCAGCUGCAAGAGGGGGCCAGGCUGUCAUCAAAUGUGAGCCGAAGGCCUGGCCCAGGCCCUCGUUUACAUGGACCAAGGGGAACGCAAUGGUCAUGGACAAUGAGCGGAUGAGCAUAACGCAGAAUGGGAGCCUCUGGAUUCGGAGCGUAACUGACGAAGAUGCCGGCACCUACACCUGCACGGUGGAGAAUCACCUUGGGAGUGCUAACAGCACCGGCAGAUUAAUAUUGAAAGAAUCAACCCGCAUCACUGUGGUGCCCUCGCUCAAGAUGGUUUCAGUCGGGGAGAGCAUUGUGUGGCCCUGCCAAGCAUCCCACGACCCAUCCCUGGAUAUUGUCUUUGUGUGGUCGCUCAACGGGCAGCGAAUCGACAUGGAGAAGGACGCAGAGCAUUACCAGCUCCUGCAAGGGCAGAGGGAAAACGUCGGAGACCUGAUGAUCAAGCGGCUGCAGCUGCGCCACCGCGGUAAUUACACGUGCACCGCCCAGACGUCCGUGGACAACACGUCGGCCUGGGCCAUGCUGAUGGUCAGAGGGCCCCCGGGGCCUCCAGGGGCUGUGGUGGCCGAGGAGGCGACGAGCACGACCGUGCGGCUCACCUGGAAAAGAGGGAGCAACAAUCACAGUCCCAUCAUCUCCUACAAAAUCCAGGCCAGGGCUCCAGUGGCGUCGACGGGGUGGCUGAAUGUGCACACGUCUCCAGAUAUAAUUUCUGGAGACUCUGAACAGGCCACGGUCGUAGGCCUCACACCUUGGAUGGACUACGAAUUCACAGUACUCGCCAUCAAUGCUUUGGGAGAGAGUGAAGCUAGUCGCCCAUCAAGAAUGAUUAAGACCCAAUCAGCUGGUCCAGAAUUGGCACCGGAGAGGCUUGGAGGCGGAGGUGGCCACCAGCAUGAGCUCGUCAUCACAUGGCAGCCUGUGGCACCGCAGUUCCAGUACGGGCCGGAUGUCGGCUACACACUGGCAUUCCGGGAGAAUGGCACCAAAGCGUGGCGCCAAGUGACGAUUCCGAAGGCGGAAUCAUACCGAUACGUCUACCGCAGUGACAAUCUGGCUCCCUACGCUCCCUUCGAAGUGAAAAUCAAGAUGUACAACUUCAACGGGGAAGGACCUUUCAGCAACAACACCAUCGUUUAUUCGGCAGAAAACGCACCAAAAGUUGCUCCGUCCAACGUGACUGCGAGGAGCCUGACGUCGGCAGAAGCAGAGGUGUCCUGGAGAGCUCCACCUCUCACCUCCAGCACAGAGCGUAUCACUGGUUAUGAAAUUGUGUACUGGAAAAAGUUUGAGGGAGAGCUGACGGCCGAGAGUGCACGGACAGAUGGCCUGGAAUCUAGCGCGGUGCUCCAAAGUCUCACGGGCAGCACCGAUUACCAACUGGUCGUGAAGGCAUACAACAGCGGAGGCACGGGACCACCCAGUCACAUCGCCCAGCUCGUCACCAAGAAGCCUCCACCUAGCAAACCUCCAAAAAAUAUCGACUUGAAGCAGGAUGGCACCAAGGUUACAUUACACUGGGACCCGGUAAUUGCCAUGGAGAAUGAAUCUGCUGUCACUGGAUACAAGGUGUCCUACGUGUCACUGGACAGAGGCACCGACAAAGCGAUCAUAACCAAUGGCACUGGUGUGGAGGUGGUGCUGCCCGAUGGGGGAGUGUAUUCAUUCGAAGUGCAGGCUCAGAGCGACGGAGGCUUGGGGGCCUCGAGCUCACAAAUGAAGAUACCCGACAGAACAGGGCUGAAGUUGGGAAGAGGACGUAACAAUUCAGCAGGAAUUGACGUGUGGAGUGUAUGGGGCCUCAUUUCACUGGGAGUGCUUGCCACUGGGAGGAAUGGACUUUUAUGAGGAUGGGAAAUUAUGGAGAGUUUCAAGAAUUAAAACUGCACUGAACUGCUAAUGCUUAUGUGGUCCUUGAAUUUGAAAUAAAGAAUCACAGGUACAAAAUGGUAAAUUAAACAUCGUGUUCAAUUAACGUGUUUUAUAUGUACUCACUGUUUAUUUCGAAAAGGUACGUGCAUUGUAUUGGGAUUUCACUGCAGAAUUCUACUUUAAAUUCACCACUGCUCCCUUAUUUCACAAUUUUCUGUAAUGCAUUGAAAUAAUGGCUUUAAUUACAAAAUCACUUGUAGAAGUCUUCAUUUUCUUGACAAUGUAUUUUGCUGAAGAGAAAUACGAAUGGGGAAGCAACAUGUAAAAUAAAGACGUCAAUUUUGUUUUGAAACUCGAGGAAGAAAACAAAAUGAAGGGACACUUUUCUACGAUCACAUUUUUC
Molecule: messenger RNA, 4066 nt
Organism: Petromyzon marinus (sea lamprey)
Lineage: Eukaryota; Metazoa; Chordata; Hyperoartia; Petromyzontiformes; Petromyzontidae
Source: RefSeq, a predicted model, not a curated record